CCUAUAUUUCACUUUUCUCCUACUCUCUCUCUCUCUCUCUCUCUUUCUCUCUCACUCUCAUCCCCAUCAUUAUUAUUACGACAACAAAAAGGGAGAUCCUUUUCCCUCACAGCUUCUCUUCUCUCUCUACGCCCUUUCUCUCUUCCUCCCCUCCAUUGACAGAGAGAGAGAGAGAGAGAGAUGGAGGGAGGGGAAAAAGGGGUAGCAAUCGAUGAGGGGGGCGUGGUGGGGGACGAUGAUGGUGUCGGGGCAAAGGGGGAGGAGGAGUUUUUAGGGCUCAAGCUGAGGAGGGGGAUCGCGGCGGGGAGGAGGAGGGCGGGGCCGUGCACGCCGGUGCCAACCUGGAAGCUGGAGGACUCCGCCGGGCCCCCGCCGCACGCCGAGGCCGCCGCCGCCGCCGCCGUCGCCGCCGCGCCGCGGCGGAGCUCCGUCUCGGCGCGGAAGCUCGGGGCCAACCUGUGGGAGAUCCACGACGUGCUCCCGGAGGCGCCCGGGAUGCGGCGGCGGAGCCACCGGAUCCGCCGCCAUCACCGCGAGCGCGGCGCUGGCGCCGGCGAGGGACUCGACGACGAUCGCCCCGACCACUCGCCGCUUAACCCCAUCGAUAGGCCGCAGAGUUGUGGUAGUCUGAGGAGAUAUAUUGCGUCAUCAUUGAUCCAACAUCACAAGGUGAAUGAAAGGAAUAGUCGAGCCCUGCAACCUAUAUCUCCUGCAAGUUAUAGUAGCUCAAUGGGGGUUGCUGCUAUUAAUCAAGCGAUAACUCCUAGUAGUUCUUUGGAUCUCCACAGAAGGCCCGAGGGGGCAUAUAGUCUUAAAACAUCGACGGAAUUGCUGAAAGUUUUGAAUCGAAUUUGGAGCUUGGAAGAACAGCACACGGCCAAUGUAUCGUUGGUUAAAGCAUUGAAAGUAGAAUUGCAAAACGCACGUGCCCGUAUUCAAGAGCUUAUGCAAGAACAACAGAGCUACAGCCAAGAAGUGGAUUCAUUAAUGAAGCAACUUUCAGAAAAUAAAGUGAUUCAGAAAAACAAAGAGCGAGAAAAAAUUAAAUCAGCAGUGGAGUCGAUGCGAGAUGAGCUUGAGGACGAGAGGCGGUUGAGAAAGCGUUCUGAGAGCCUUCAUAGAAAACUAGGCAGAGAGUUGUCCGAAAUAAAAUCAGCAUUCCUAAAGGCCGUGAAAGAUUUGGAAAUGGAGAGAAAAGCAAAUCAACUACUUGGAAACCUUUGUGAUGAGUUUGCGAAGGGAAUCAGAAAUUACGAAGACGAAGUGAGGGAUUUGAAGCAGAAGACUGGAAAGGAUUAUGAAUAUAAAUUUGAUAGAUUAAUUCUUCAUAUUUCUGAAGCAUGGCUAGAUGAGCGAAUGCAGAUGCAAAUGGCUGAAUCAAGGGGAGAUUUGGUUGAAAGAGAUAACUCGAUCACGGAGAGAUUAAGUGGUGAAAUCCAAGCUUUUCUUCAAAUGAAGUGUUCAGCUAAUUCUAAGGAAUAUGAUGCGAAUCUGAUCGACAGAAAAAGAGAGAUUAACUUGCGGCGCCAAUCUCUCGAGUCUGUCCAUUUGAAUGGGCCUACGAGUGCGCCGCAGGAUGGUGAAGAUGACGAUUCUAUCGCGAGUGAUUUGCACUGUUUCGAACUUAACAUGGGCGAACAUGAAAUCAAGAGCCAUGAACAGCUAAAAGGAACUUAUGGCAACGGCGUAGAAAGGUUGGAUUCGGCAAGGAAAUCUUACUUCCGAGGGAAAAAGAUAGAGUUUCCUGAAAACAUCACAGAUCAAAGUGCAUCUAGCUCGCAAAUGCUUAUUGGGCAAAAAGAGAAGAAAGAGUCAGGCAACAGAGUACAGAAUACUACCUCAGAACAUGGUGCUCAGAUCGGAGUCAGAACACUCAAGAAUGAGAUUAAUAUGGACCGUAAGUUUGAAGAAAAUCAGUGUCAGGAAGGUGACGCGAGCAUAACACCAGAGCAGAACAAUGUUCAUGGAGCGAGCCGCCUAAGUGAAAGUUUUGAUUUUGUAGAAUGGAAGGCUAGAUUCGGCGAAGGAACCAGUUCAGAAGAUUUGCACAACCACCACCCUCCGUCGUCCAAUCUCGAGAUAUCCGAAUCCUCAUCGAAACUAUCGCAGGGCGUGAGAGAGAACACUUUGAAGGCAAAAUUACUUGAAGCAAGGUUAGAGGGGCGGCACGCCCGUUUGAAAGCUUUGAGAGGCUCUUCAAUUACCCGAACGAAGCAACAAACAAAGCCAUAAAAGGUACCACUCUCUAGGGCAAAGAUGUUGCAUGUUCUUCUGCAGCUCUCUCUUUCCUCCAGUAGUUUUGGAAAUUCUGUAUAUGAUGAGCAACAAAGUAUGUGGAGGACUACUCACUACCAGCUUUACUACCAAGUAUAUUUUGAUUAGGAUUUUUGAGUAUCGUGUAUAGUAUCGGACUCAAGUAUAUAACUUUCAUUUGAAUGAUAUAUCUCCCUUCUUUAUCCA
Messenger RNA from Ananas comosus (pineapple), 2460 nucleotides. RefSeq lists its product as uncharacterized. Bases 181 to 2232 code for a protein of 683 amino acids. Lineage: Eukaryota; Viridiplantae; Streptophyta; Magnoliopsida; Poales; Bromeliaceae. The transcript has 3 exons. The record is from RefSeq and is a predicted model, not a curated record.